This is a messenger RNA of Rhagoletis pomonella (apple maggot), 937 nucleotides long. Its product is annotated as guanylate kinase-like. Bases 179 to 820 code for a protein of 213 amino acids. Gene Ontology annotation, molecular function: GMP kinase activity. The transcript is spliced from 2 exons. Lineage: Eukaryota; Metazoa; Arthropoda; Insecta; Diptera; Tephritidae. Gene Ontology annotation, cellular component: cytosol. The record is from RefSeq and is a predicted model, not a curated record. Gene Ontology annotation, biological process: purine nucleotide metabolic process.
GCAGCAGCUUUUUUUUUAACCAAGCAGCGGAACAAACGGAAAUCAACUAAAAUAUAGACAACAACAACAGGUUCAUUGUGUUACGAAGUAUUCAAGAAAGACGUUAACUACUUACAUUCAAUAAAACUCGUGUCAAUCGCGCUCAUAACAGUUGCAAGGAAGCACAGUCUCCAUCAAAAUGUUCACCAGACUAGCAGCAACACAAACUCUCACUAAAGGCCCACGCCCACUAGUUUUAUGCGGACCGUCCGGCUCUGGGAAGAGCACGCUGCUGAAACGUCUCUUUGCAGAAUUCCCAAACACCUUUGGUUUCAGCAUUUCGCAUACAACGCGUGCGCCACGUGCCGGUGAGGUGCAUGGCAUCCAUUACUACUUUGUCGAUCAGCAGGAAAUGCAGAAAAAGAUUGCGAAUGACGAAUUCAUUGAGACUGCCAUUUUCAGCGGCAAUAUGUAUGGCACCAGUAAGGCAGCUGUGCGUGAGAUACAGCAGGCGGGCAAAGUGUGCGUACUGGAUAUUGAGCCGCAAGGUGUGGAGCAAAUUAAAAAGACGGACUUGAAUCCAAUUUUGGUUUUCAACAAUCCACCAACAAUCCGAGAUUUGGAAUUGCGUUUGCGCAAGCGCCAAACUGAAACGGAGGAAACAUUGCAAAAGCGGCUGACUGCAGCUGUAGAGGAGAUAGCAUAUGGGCUGAAGAAUGGAAAUUUUCAUAAGAUUAUUAAUAAUAUUGAAAUUGAUGCAGCUUACCUAGAGUUCAGAGAUUUCAUUGUGAACGAGUUGAAGAAGCAAGAGGCCGAAGGUGUUCGUAUUCGUUGGGAAUGAAUCUUAGACUUGGAGUGUUGAAAAAUUAUGAAAUAAUAGUCGAGUUCAUGUUGUCAAUAGAAGAUAAGAACAUAUGUAAUGAAGAUGACGUUAAAUAAAAGAAAUUAACUUUUAAAA